AUGUCUGCGGGAACACCGCAGCAGCCGGGGCCGCCGGUAUCCAGGGCAGAAGCGCCCAAGCGAAUUCCCAAAGGCGUAGUGCUCGGCAAGGAUGGCAAACCAUGCCGGUCUUGCACGUCGUUUGCAUCAUGGGCCAACCAAACGAAGACGUCCCUAAAUACACCAUCGUCAUCCGGUUCAGCGGGAACAGCCGCGGCGGCAGCCAUGGCGGCAUCAACAGCGAUUACAGCGGCAGCCGCGGGCCCGCCGGUCGACUGCCCAGCCGAUGUCGAGACACUCGGACGUGGCACGUGGACACUGCUGCACACAAUCGCAGCACAGUAUCCCACACAGCCCAGCCCCAGCCAGCAAGCCGACGUCAAGGGCUUCAUAGGUACAUUAUCGCGGCUGUACCCAUGCUGGGUGUGCGCCGAGGACUUUCAAAUAUUCCUAUCCAAGUCGCCCGUGCGCACAGCAUCGCGCGAUGACUUUGGCCGCUGGCUUUGCGCGGCGCACAACGAAGUCAACGACAAGCUGGGGAAGCCGCAGUUCGACUGCAACCUCUGGGAGGAACGGUGGCGGACGGGGUGGAAAGACGGGCGCUGCGAUUGA
This is a messenger RNA of Sporothrix brasiliensis 5110, 591 nucleotides long. RefSeq names its product augmenter of liver regeneration. Bases 1 to 591 code for a protein of 196 amino acids. Lineage: Eukaryota; Fungi; Ascomycota; Sordariomycetes; Ophiostomatales; Ophiostomataceae. The record is from RefSeq and is a predicted model, not a curated record. Gene Ontology annotation, molecular function: flavin adenine dinucleotide binding; flavin-dependent sulfhydryl oxidase activity. Gene Ontology annotation, cellular component: mitochondrion. The transcript has a single exon.